UUGCAGGCUGCGUGUGUGUGCGUGUGAUGGGUGGACUUUAACCACAGAUGUUCACAGUAGGCUAUAUCCGUUUACCAGAAACCCUUUCAGCAGACAGAGCCUCCUCUCACUUCAAACCUCAGCAACUACACACUUCUAUUUUUCCCAAUAUUUUGAGAGUCGGUUGAGUUUUUUUUUUUGUUUUGUUAUUGUUAUAUUAUUAUCAUUAUACAUUUUUAAAAGCAGCCAUGAUCAGCCGGAACUUCAAGAACGUGCUGGUGGUCUCCGUUGGGUUCCUGUCCCUGUUCACGGCAUAUGGAGGCCUACAGAGUUUACAGAGCAGUCUGAAUGCAGAGGAGGGGAUGGGUGUAACCUCACUGAGUGUGAUCUAUGCCGCCAUCAUCGUCUCCUCCAUGUUCCUGCCUCCCCUCAUGAUCAAGAACCUGGGCUGUAAAUGGACCAUUGUCGCUGGGAUGGCCUGUUACGUCUCAUACUCUUUUGGAAAUCUUUACCCUGGAUGGUACACCCUCAUGCCCACCUCGGUGAUCCUGGGUUUGGGCGGCUCCCCUCUGUGGUCGGCUAAAUGCACAUACCUGACCAUCUCUGGGAACCUGCAAGCCGCCAAAGACGGCAAAAAGGGUUCUGACGUGAUCAACAGUUACUUUGGCAUCUUCUUUUUCAUCUUCCAGUCGUCUGCCGUGUGGGGGAACCUCAUGUCGUCGCUCAUCUUUGGACAGGACACCAAUAUAGCUGACAUCCCCGAGGAGAUCCUGCAGACCUGCGGAGCCGCCGACUGUGGUCUGAACGUGUCGGCGAGCGGUACCUCCACCAGACCCACGCAGGAGCUGGUGUGGACGCUCGUCGGCUGCUACAUCGGCGUGGGUGUGCUGGCCAUGCUCAUCGUGGCGAUCUUCCUGGACAACAUUGACCAGGAGCAGACCAGCCAGUUCCGGGAGAACCGGGAACCGUUCUGCCACACGUUCCUGGCCACGUUCCGGCUCCUGAAGGACUGGAGGCUCCUCACGCUCAUCCCCCUCACCAUGUACAGCGGCUUCGAGCAGAGCUUCCUCUCCGGGGAGUACACCAAGAACUAUGUGACCUGCGCUUUGGGAAUCCACUUCGUUGGAUUCGUGAUGAUGUGUUUUGGAGCUUCAAAUUCUCUUUUCUCCUUCCUGUUUGGGAAAAUUGCUCGGUACUCUGGGCGAGCCCCGCUCUUCUUUCUGGCUGCUGCGGCCAACUUUGCGUGCAUAAUCGCUCUCUUGUACUGGAGGCCUCAUCCUGACCAGCUGCCCAUCUUUUUUGUGUUUCCUGCACUGUGGGGUAUGGCAGACGCGAUCUGGCAAACUCAGACUAACGCUCUGUACGGAGUCCUCUUCCCAAGGCACAAAGAGGCAGCGUUUGCCAACUACAGGAUGUGGGAGUCCCUGGGUUUCGUCAUUGCCUUUGCCUACAGCACAUUUCUGUGCCUGGAAUACAAACUAUACAUCCUGCUCGCUGUUCUGGUGCUGACCAUCAUCACUUACCCCAUAGUGGAGUACUACGAGCACAAGCACCCCACAGAGCCCAUCGAAGACGCACUCUACCAAAGACACGCUGAAACCAGCAACACAAAGAUAGAUGAGAUCAUCGCCCAGACAUAUAUGUAAACAUAUCCCCAGUGAUUGCCUUCACAUUAGCUAAGCUGCUAAUCAGUGGUUCUUUUUCUUUUUGUACAUUUAUUAAUCAUCAUGUAUUAAAACCGUCACAAUUAAAUGUAAAUAUGUUAAUAUUUCAAGGACUGCUUUGUCGAUUAUAAAUCUUUUGACAGUG
Cololabis saira (Pacific saury) is the source of this 1788-nucleotide messenger RNA. It is a transcript of the gene unc93a, whose product is annotated as unc-93 homolog A. The record is from RefSeq and is a predicted model, not a curated record. The transcript is spliced from 8 exons. NCBI's taxonomy places the organism in Eukaryota, Metazoa, Chordata, Actinopteri, Beloniformes, Belonidae. Bases 228 to 1625 code for a protein of 465 amino acids.